Messenger RNA from Protopterus annectens (West African lungfish), 4068 nucleotides. It is a transcript of the gene TMEM221, whose product is annotated as transmembrane protein 221. Bases 1235 to 2170 code for a protein of 311 amino acids. The transcript is spliced from 3 exons. Lineage: Eukaryota; Metazoa; Chordata; Ceratodontiformes; Protopteridae. The record is from RefSeq and is a predicted model, not a curated record.
GGUGGUCUUAAGAUUGGUCUCUGGACAAUACAAGACCUUUUUUUGUGUAACUGGCCUCUGGUUCCCACAGUGGAGAGUAGCUGUUGCCAUGGUGAUAUGGGAGGAAACUAAUGCUUAAGGAAUUAGAAAGAAGUCCAGAAGAAAGACUUAAACAGGAGAGAGUGAAACACAGCAAGUGAAGCCUUGAGGCCAUCCAUUGCCAGCAACUAAUAUAAUUAUCGACUGGUUCCUGUGUUUCUGGGUCACACAUUACUUAAAAAAAAAAAAAAAAAAAGGAACCUCAGAACAAAGGAAGUAUAGAAGUACCGAAACUCCAAAAACUCCCAGGACCCUAUGCGUGAAGUCACAGAAGAGGUAAAGGAAUUAUUUCUCACCCUUUCGCUUCUAAAGUCUGUCUUUUUUUUUUUUUUUUUUUUUUGCCAUCUCCACCACCUUACUUGGCAAAUGUGCAAAACAGCACAUUUUUAAUUAAUAUGAGUAACUAUGUCGUAUGAAGAGAUCUGUAUGUAAACUAUUCUUUCCUAACUGCAAACUGCAUAUAUGUGUCGGAUCAACGAUUUGAAAGAUUUCAAAUAUAAUAACAAAAGGACAUUAUCAUGUUUUUAUUAUUUCUACACCAUUUAAGAAACAAGUCAAAUGGAUGAAAUAUAUACAUAUAUAUAUAUAUGUAUGUUAUGAGCAUUUCUUCUCCAAGUAACCAUAGUCAUCUGAUAUCUAUGGUCUAAAUUCUCAUUCUUGAGCUACUUUGGAUGAAAAGUUUGUAUUCAAAUCUGGAAAAAAAAAGAACAAAGCUAGGAAACUUGAAUCUGUAGCACUGAAUACAGUUUUAACUAACCCUUGCUGGAAAAGUUACAUGGGUGCAAUUGCAUUUAAUCAUUUUUUCCUGCAGAGUGAAUGCUUAGUGGCAAGCUGUCUCCAAAUACCAACAGCCGUAUCUCACAUUUUAACCGCAUCAGUGUCAGCUGCAGCAGCACGGCUCCUCACUCACUAGCAAAUUAUGCAGAGUUGGAAUUUUAUUGCCACCUUUUUGGCCUCCUUGUUUAGCCAUGCAAAACUAAUGGAACACUUUUAAAUGGUCAGCAAUUAACUGAUUAUUCAAGUCACCAAGCUACAGCAACAGUUUCCAAUGUGAGUGGAUGAAGUGACUGCAUUCAAGAGUGGAAAAGUUACAAAAUAAAUUUUGUUUCUUGUUUUAAGAAAAAAAGUUGUUGGGUACACCAAGAGCAGAGAAGACAUGCCGACGGGCUACACACUGCGCACACUGACAGUCCUGCUGCUAUUAGGGGUGCUUUCAGCUGUCAUGUCAGUACUGUCAGUCUUGCUUAUAGUCCAAAUCCAGUCCAACCAGUGUGCAACAGUGACCUCGGACACAGCUGCUAAGGCCUUGCCUUCAGGGUUCUCGGUGCAGGUUAGCCAAGUACUGCUGCCCGUUUCUACUGUGCUCACAGCUCUUUCCCUGACGCUGAACCUGAGUUGCGUGAUCCUAUGCCUCCUACACAGCUACUUUUCUGCAGAGAUCUGCAAAGAGGAAUCCCAGCACCCUGACAGAGGUGACUGGUUUUUGCUGGACAGUCGCGCAAUUCGCCAUGUUGCCAUUGGGUUGUUCUGCUUAGGAGUGUCCGUAUAUUUAGCAGCUCUUUCCAUUUACAUGUUGCUACUCUUUGAGAGAGAGACUGGAAUAGCUAGUGCCUGCAUCCUCGCAUCUGGAGUAAUCGUUCUUCUGAUCAUUGUUAUUCACUCUCUGGUCAAGGCUUCACAGGUAAACAACCGCAGCCAUCCUGAGAUGACAAACACAAUGUAUGAAAAUGACUCUGCUCAUGGGGAAGACACUCCAGCCCCACAGCAAGACAAGACAGAAGCACCAAAACCAAAACCUCGGCCAGAAAUCCAUCGAGAAUUUUCAUACCCCCCUUUCAUAGAACAUAAGUCCCAUUUAUCUCCAACUGUCAGUCAUUCAACCUCAGUAGGAAGCCAUGCAACUAUACCAAGCCAGAAAAUCACCUCAACAGAAAAAGAUACCUUUGUUGCUCCUAGGAUGCAUAGAACUCUUUCAGCAGAAUCAGGGCUCCUACAGGCCCAGACGAAACCUUGGAAUGGGGUAACCCAUGAGAUGAGGACUGUUUUAGCACGUAAACCAGGCCCAUCUGGCAAAGACUCAACCUUAGUUUGAAGGAGCGUCACAAAUGCAUUUUCAGAAACACUUCAAUGGGUACUUUUGACAUCUAAAAACCUACAAUUCAAGACACACUAUUUUCUUUGGCAUCCAUUAAUGUUUUCCGCUCCUACAGGCAGUAAUAGGCUUAACAUGCUAAAUUUACAGCAUAAAUACACAAACUACUACAUUCAUAGUUGUUCUUCCAUGCUUUUUGAACAUCAGGCUACUGCCACUAAGCACAGUCACUUUCUCAAUGGUAGCUUCUUCUUCUGCAGCAUCUUAAGAUGAUUGAACCAAACUCAGCAGGUCUGCAAAAUAUUUUGGUAUAGCAUUUCAUGUAUGUUGUGAAACAAGUACAGCUUUUAAUUAGAUAAAGAAGAAAUGAAUCAGUUUGCAUGGAACAUUAAGUAAUAAAUGUGUGUUCUUUAAACCAGCAGUACUGCAAAACCUAAAUGAAGCAGAAGCAUUUCAGUUACAUAAAUUACAGCAGCAUAAAUAUAUGCAGAUCUCAAACUGAUAUGCUCAAUUUUUAUCAACACUUCAUUAGUACCACUAUUUCUUUCACAGCAAUGAGAGUUGUGGACAUUUGUGCACAGUUUUCCAAUACAGUCCUGUACUUCUCUUGUACUUAAUCCAUUCCUUUAGCAUCAAAUUAUUUUUGGCAUUUAUUUAAGAAAGUGCAGACGGGAUAAAAACCUGCUUACAAUACACUUAGGCUUGUAAUACUGCUUUACAGGAGCUAGAAGGAGUGAGAACUUGCACAGCUGAGGCACACACAAGCCAGGUGCUACUCCAACAACUUCGUCACAUUUGACGCCAUGUGUCACUGCUUCUAGAAUGAGACAGAAACAACAUUACUGUUUUAGAGAUCAGAAAUUAUGGAAGUUUUAAAAGUUUAUAUCCAAGAUGACACACUCCUAAUGGUGAAUUCUUGCUCUCCACAGUAGUGCAGACAGGACACAGCAUUGUCAAAGAUGAUUGACUGAAGAAUGCUGGGGCGUGCACUUACAGUACUUGGAUUCCCUCAUUCCUAAUAUCCUGCCUCAAGUAAAUAAUGUUAUGUAGCAGUAAAAAGGUCUAAAGGAGACACAUCAGUUUCACUGGACACUGUAAAACCCAACGUGGGUGAAUGGAGCUGGAGGCAGGUUUUAUUUCUUGGGCAAACCAGUUGCAUUAGCAUCAUCUUCAGUCUAACCUGCUCAUGUACAGAAACCCAAAGGCCUGGAAGUUCUAGGUCAGAGUUCCCUACAAGGGCUCUGGGCAGAUCAUGAAACUUGUUUCUGAACUACACAGUAAAGUCUUUAAACAGUUGCUUAGCAGCUUUCUAGUGAGGUAUUUUUGUGGGCUAUGCACUUAGCUUCACAGUCUGGUUGACUGAAUAACUACAGGUAUUAAAAACAUUGCUACUUAGAUUCUCCAGUGCACUAACUUCACAAAUAUGAAAAAGAGAUCACACAUGUGUUGUAGGGGUUUCAUUUAUUUCGGGCUGUUGAAAUAUUUUCUUUAGUUACUUAAAGAACAGAAGGGUACCAAGUCCCUCAGGGAAGGAAACAUUUACUUCACUAUGAAGUUAAUAUACUUUGGUGUCCCACUCUGCAGAAUGCAUAACUAGGUGUAGAAAUCACAAAUGACAAAAGUCACACUAACGAACUAAAGUAAUGAGACAACAAUGGGAUUAAAAGGUUGUGUGGCACCUGAGGAAUGUAAUGUAUCCUCUGAAGCCAGUUUUAAAAACUAGAACAGUAAGAUGUUGAGUUACGUUAGUAAAUGUACAUGCAUGCACAUAUAUACAUGCCUGACUAUAAUGUGCGUGUGUAUGGGGGGGAGCAUAUGAUUGUGGGUUGAUUUAAAUUCAAGUGCUAUGUAUGCAUGAACACUCAAGACAAUGUUUAAUAAAGUAUUUGGUGGACUUA